Coregonus sp. 'balchen' is the source of this 4238-nucleotide messenger RNA. Lineage: Eukaryota; Metazoa; Chordata; Actinopteri; Salmoniformes; Salmonidae. The record is from the annotation of a GenBank genome assembly.
AUGCAACCUGCCCUCUCAAACAUGUCCCAGUUUCCCCCUCUGGUUGACUGGGAGGCGCCCACCUUCACCCGAGCCGCCCAAUUCCGUGUCUGCGCCACCUUAAUCCUCUUCCUAUUUGCUGCCUGCAGCAACCUUGCGUUAUUGGUCAGUGUGUGCCGGGGGCGUGGCCGGCGCCUGGCUUCUCACCUGCGACCACUCAUCAUGAGCCUGGCUACCGCCGACCUGAUGAUGACCUUUGUGGUGAUGCCACUGGACGCCAUUUGGAACAUCACGGUGCAGUGGUAUGGCGGAGACGCCAUGUGUAAGAUGCUGUGCUUCCUCAAGCUGUUUGCCAUGCACUCGUCAGCCUUCAUUCUGGUGGUGGUCAGUCUGGACAGGCACCACGCCAUCCUGCACCCGCUGGACUCACUCAACUCCCACCACAGGAACAAGAGGAUGCUGGGUUUGGCCUGGGGCCUUAGCGUGCUUCUGGCCUUACCACAGGUGAGUUAAAACCCAGGUAGCCUUGUUUACUAUAAAUAGUGUGGCACACCAAGAACUUCAAGGUAAAUUCCUGUAAAAGGUUAAAGGGAUUUUGUUCAUUCCUGGUAUGUUGUUGAGAUGACGUGUUCAUGCCAAGUGCAGCUCUAGCUGUGGGUUUGUCAAGGCACUUAGACAUUUAUAUUUACAUUUUAGUAAUUUAGCAGAUGCUUUUAUCCAAAGCUACUUAGAGUAAGUGCAUUAACCUUAAGAUAGCUAGUUGAGGGACUACCGAAUGGUGCAGCGGUCUAAGGCACUACAUCACAUUGUAGCGGCGUCACUACAGCCUGCUGUUCGAUCCCAGGCUGUGUCCUUACCGGCCGUGACCGGGGGUCCCAAAUGGCGGCGCACAAUUGGCCAGUGUAAUCCGGGUUAGGGGAGGGUUUGGCUGGGGGGCUUUACUUGGCUCAUUGUGCUCUAGCGACUCCUUGUGGCGGGCCGGGCGCCUGCAGGCUGACUUUGGUCGUCAGUUGAACAGUGUUUCCUCUGACACAUUGGUGCAGCUGGCUUCCGGGCUAAGUGAGCGGGUGUUAAGAAGCGCGGUUUGGCGGGUCAUGUUUCGGAGGACGCAUGACUCGACCUUCGCCUCUCCCAAGCCCGUUGGGGAGUUGCAGUGAUGAGACAAGAUCGUAAUCACAAAAAAAAUAAGAUAGCUUAUCACAGUUGUAGUAAGUACAUUUUUACUCAAUACAGUAGUUAACAGCAAAUUCAGUGCUAGUAGGAAAAGACAAGUGCAAUUCAUUUUUUAUUUUUUGGGUUGAGGGGGAGAGACUAAGAUGUCUUAUUUAAGAUAUUAUUUGAAGAGACAGGGUUUCAGUUGUUUUCGGAAGAUGGGGUGGGACUCUGCUGUCCUAGCUUCAGGGGGAAGCUCGUUCCACAAUUGGGGUGCCAGGACAGAGAAGAGCUUUGACUGGGCUGAGCGGGAGUGUAGACAUAAUCAAUCAGUUUGCACAGAUGUUUCAAGUACCAGUUCACACUCUCGACCCAGUGGAUGUUGGGAGAUGACAGGGGAAAGGAUGGCUGAGGUCACCAUUUGUGACAGAUACUGAAUUAAUCUGGUAAAGGUCAAGCGUACAUCUAAUACACACACAUACACACAGUGACUAACGAGGAGGCAUUACCUACGAUUCUGUUCCUGCAUGGUGUGCUGUACUCAACUGUCAUCUCAUCCAGAAACUGAAACAACUCUUUGCCUACUGUACACACAUACUGAUGGACCUAGCUGGGGAUUUAAUGAACUUAGGCUGGGGAUCUCCCUGGCUCUUUGGCAAUGUGUUCCUUGGAUCAAAAACACAAUCCUGUGAAAAAUGCUUUCCUGAAAAACAAAAACAGUGCAUUAAGGAUUAUGUGAAAGCGAUAGUUAAUGGUGCACUGGUCUGUGAGGACAGCUGGUGUAGAGUGAAAUGUGGAUGGAUGAGUUCAUUGAUUUGCUUUGACAGGGAAAUCAAAUAUUUCCUCAGAACUUCACAGUGGUUUAUGCCUUGUAAUAUAAUCUUUUUUUAAUUACGAGAAGAAAAAAAACAUGCCCCACAGUGUGAUCUUGAAUAUGUUUUGGGCUACAACCAAUUCAAGAUCACACUGCGGGGCAUGUUUUUGUCCUGUAAAAAAAAAAAUAUAUAUACUGUAUAUAAGUCAUCUGAUUUAUAAUGUAGCCUAAGGAAAUACACUAUACAGUACAUAGCUUAAUGUAGUUAGGAUUGUUCUUGGGUAUAUUCCUGCACAGUAUGUGAAAUGGUUUUAAAAAAUAAUGGCAUACUACUGCACCACAACUUCAAAAUAGUCCAGACUUCUCUACAUUGUUUGGAUGAGAGUGACUGCGCUUGAAGGGGGGAGAGUGUCAGGGUGUGGGACGGGAUGUUGAAAGGGGGGGGAAAUGGCAUGCGUCCCUCAUGAGGAUAGAUUUAUGAAUCUGAGGAGACAAAUAAGCCUAAUUUGCUGUCAGAGUGGCGCUGGGGCUGCUGUGAGUUUUAUCAGUGCACCUGCUGCUAGGCGAGUGAUUCACCACAGAGCAUGAGUAUCUUGAACGUCUCGCCUCAGGCUCUUCCCCUGUAAUUUAAUUUUCAGGGCUGCAGAGUGCAGAGGGGCGUGACAGGAUUUACGUAUCAGUGCCGCACCGUCAGAGGUCCCACGUAAUCACCGCCCGUAUGCAGCAAAGGGGCAAGGACAAGGGGGUAGAUAGACAGAUAGGGAUAUGCCUUCUGGAGUCUUCCUGGAAAUGAGGAGGCAUUUCAGCGAAAAAAUCUUUAAAUUCCUAGCAUGCUGAUAUUAGUUAGUUCAUUGUGCCCCCCAGAGUGUGAAAUGUGAUUAUAUUACUGAGAAUUAGGAAAGUGCAACAUCAGCCGGGGAAGGAGGGAGACGUUGUAAAAGCAAGUAUUUAAACACGGAAAACAAUCAAAUGUUUUGUUAAUACAUAGGGAAUUGGAAAACAAGUAAAACUGCAUUGGUGCAAAAAACUAACACAACUCUGCCCCCAACUCAGAUUGGAUACAAUUAUAAAAUUGUAAACCAUAAAUCAAUUCAAUAUUUAUAUAUGUCUGUCAUGGUGAUUUAUGUCCCCAAAUCAUUUUGAAAGCCAUUUCAGAAUAUGGAUCCACCUUGAAAGUUAUUGUGACAAGCAUUCAAUAAAAUGCUACUGACCACUGCAUUAAUUCAUCAGAAAAGACUGCAGACAUGACUCAGCCACUGCAUUUUCUCAUUAAACCACCCCUUUUCUGGCCAGUGCUCUGGCACAAAAUAGCAGCCAACACCUCAACUGAGUGUUAUACUUUGAAGGCAGAUUAAAUGAUCCCCAACACAACCUAAAGUAGUACUGUAGUAGCCGAGUGUAUACCUGUGUGAAAGGUACUACUGUAUUUACAGUAGGUGGAUUGUCAUACAUCUUAGAUGUUGUGGUUGUUGUUACUCAUUGACUUCCUGUUCCCCAGCUGUUCAUCUUCCGGGCCAUCAAGGCCGAGGGCGUAGACUUCACCCAGUGUGUAACCCAUGGCAGUUUCAAAGAGCGAUGGCAGGAGACGGUCUACAACAUGUUCUACUUCGUCACUCUCUACGUGUUCCCGCUGCUGGUCAUGAGCUUCUGCUACACACGCAUCCUCAUUGAGAUCAAUCAGCAACUCCACAGGAACAAAGGUACAAGUUAGCUAUUCCAAUCUGGCAACCACAAUACUUGCAUGGCCAAAAUGGCAACCUCAGGAGGCCUAUAAGCUGUUCCAACAUUAAUUAUACAUUGACAAUGUUUAGGAGAGAUAUGAUAGCUGCAUUAGCUUUAGGAUGCUACUAACCAGUGCCAUACUUUUCCAGCUGGCGAGUCCUGCCUGAGACGCAGUGGUACAGACAUGAUCCCCAAAGCACGAAUGAAGACUCUAAAGAUGACCAUCAUCAUCGUGAUGUCCUUCGUGGUCUGCUGGACGCCCUACUACCUCCUGGGUAUCUGGUACUGGUUCCAGCCGGAGAUGCUGCAGGUCACGCCUGAAUACAUCCACCACGCCCUGUUUGUCUUCGGCAACCUGAACACAUGUUUUGACCCGGUCAUCUAUGGCUUCUACACGCCCUCGUUCCGGGCCGACCUGGCCAUGUGCUGGUGCUAUAGGAGAAGGGACAUUGAUAUGUCGCCCAGGUCUCUGGACCGCCUGUCCGCCCACCAGGGCCCCCACAGCGGAGAGCAGGACUCUGACGCCCCCAGUGUGGACCAGACCAAAGAGACUGGAGGUGACGGUAGAUGA